Messenger RNA from Mesorhabditis spiculigera, 1170 nucleotides. The record is from the annotation of a GenBank genome assembly. NCBI's taxonomy places the organism in Eukaryota, Metazoa, Nematoda, Chromadorea, Rhabditida, Rhabditidae.
AUGAAGUCUCUCAUUCUUCUACCGGUCUUCUUAUGCGUUGCCCUUGCCUUUGGCAUUGGGCAACCCCCCACCCAACAUCCGAUGCGAUUCACCAAUGGAAAUCAGGCUGAUGGAAAAGUCCUCGAGAAACGCGAUAUCCAGUUUGACACGGAUGCCACCAUCCUCAGCGUCGGACGCAACAAGCGGUCAGCAGCUUGGCGCAUUAAUCUGUGGGACUACGGAGACUGGAUGUACAAUGGGGUCAUCCAAGUCGGAAACCCGCCGGUCUCGAUUAUGGUGCUGAUCGAUACCGGAUCCGGUGGAACUUGGGUCAAUGGAGCUGGUUGCCAACCGUCCUGUCGAGACCAGCCUUUCUACGACCCGAAGAAGUCAUCCACUGCCCGCAACAACUCGAAGGGAUGGUACCAGGCCUACGGUGGUGGAUACGUCAACGGUUACGAAGUUCGUGAUACGAUCACCAUUGGUGGUGUCGGACAACCAAACAUCCCGAUCGAGAACUUCACGGUGGGUGUGAUCACGAACACGACAUUCGGAGGCAGCACUUACGCCGGAAUUUUGGGGCUAGAGAUCAGUGACUGGAACCCGAUUCAGGAGGCUAUUCGACGAGGCUAUUUCAACAACCCGAUCAUCUCCAUCUUCUUCCGCCGCUUCCCCAACUCGCGCAACGCCACCGGCGGGUCCAUCACCUUCGGGCAAGUCGAAACCGACUACUGCAAGCCGGUCAUCGGAUGGUACCCGAUCACCAGCUGGCGCUGGCAAUUGGGGGUCAGCAAGAUCGCCGUCGGCAGCUGGAGCAACACCACCACCGUCAGUGCCCUCCUAGACACCGGCACCACGUUCAUCUACGGCCCCACCAACCAGGUCGAGCAGAUCCAGGCCCAGUUCAAGAAUAAGACGUACUACGAUGGAAACCUGUGGGUUGUCCCGUGCAACAAUUUCACCGGCCCAACCCUCGACUUCACGAUUGGAGGCCAUGUCUACUCUGUCCAAGCACCCAACUAUUUGAUCGAUCGCUAUGGAAAUGGCGUCGAAUGCAUGCUGGGCAUUGGCAAGGCCGACUAUGGCAGUCAAUUCCAAUGGGUCCUCGGAACACCCUUCCUCCGCCAAUUCUGCACCAGCUACAACUACCAGACGCAGCAGAUCGGUCUCGCCGAAUCCUAUUGGUACCUA